AUGAUGGGCCAUCUCACACUCCCACAACUGUGCCUUAAUGUACAACACGGAAAGUACAGCAAGAAGACGCAGCGGCCACCAACUCUUUCGCAACGUUGCGUAACCACGUUGAUAUCCUCUCGGAUCAGCAGAAAACUUUCGCCCGCUGAUUGCCCGACCUACACCUCAACAUUGUUAUCGGCGGAAGGAAGCACCACCGAGAAUCUCAAAUAUAAUCACCGUGGUCCCACCACCACUUUCAGCGCUACAGCUUCUAAUCCCAUCAUCUUUCCCAAUUAA
Trypanosoma brucei brucei TREU927 is the source of this 279-nucleotide messenger RNA. RefSeq lists its product as hypothetical. The transcript has a single exon. Lineage: Eukaryota; Euglenozoa; Kinetoplastea; Trypanosomatida; Trypanosomatidae. The record is from RefSeq and is a predicted model, not a curated record. Bases 1 to 279 code for a protein of 92 amino acids.